CCCAGGAGAUGAACCCAGCCUGGUCCAUGUUGGGGCAAAAGGAAGGCCAGAUGAGAGGGAACACUCCAGCAGGGCCCUACAGUCUCCCUAGGCAGAGUCUGAUCCCCAGACUGCCUUUUGUUUUCAUUUCUGGCAGGGUAGAUGAGGACCCUUUAGACGCAAGCCUCUGUUGGUUCUAGUGCCUGGGCAGGUGAAGCCCGUCUCCCAAAAACUCCUGGGGUAGAAUUUGGGGAAUCUUAGCUGGGAGCAGUAUCUGCUCUCCACUAGCUGUAAGCCUGAGUUCCCUGAUCUUCCUGAUCCCUGCAAGCACUUUACUGGAGGCCACAGCGUCCUCAUCCCUCGCACUGAAAUGUCCCUUGUUUGCUGGUAGGGCGCAGGUGGGCUUCAGCUUAGUCCAGCUCCUGACACUCUGAGUCUGUAUGCCCAACAGCCCCUGGCAUGGAGACCUUCUUUAGGAGGCAUUUCCAACGGAAGGCACCAGGUCCUGGAGAGAGGCUGCGGAGGUCCAGUGGUGUGGGGCUGCCCACAGGCAAGGCUCGACGCCGCUCCCCUGCAGGGCAGGCCUCCUCCUCACUGGCCCAGAGGCGCCGCUCCAGUGCACAGCUCCAGGGCUGUUUCCCCAGAUGCAGGGUGGGCACCCAAGCCAGCCGCAGGCGGUCCAGCACUGCACCCCCUGCCUGCAAUCCUCGCUUUAUGGUGGAUAUGGUGCCCACCUUACAGCCUGCCACUGUUGGGGCCCAGCUUCUGGGUACACCUCUGCUGUUGGCUGGGCUCAUGGGCAUGAAGGAGGAGGAGGAAGGGGCCCAGGAGGGAGAUGAGACAGCAUCAAGUGAUGCCAAACCAAGUACCAGGACACCAAGGCCCUCCUCACACCAGGGCACCUGGCCGUUGCUUCCCAUGCCCCGCUGCCUACGCAGAGCCUCCUCCCACCUGCUCCCUGCUGACGUGGUGUAUGGCCAUACCCUCUGGGGCCUGCAUGGGCACUAUCGUCGCCUCAGCCAGCGGUGGCCCUCAGGUCAACAUCCGGGUCUUGGGGGCCGAAGCCAAAGAGCCUCGGGCACUGCAGCAGGCCCCAUGAUACCUGCCCGUGUGCGCCCACUGUCUCGCAGACGCCAGGUAGCUCUAAGGCGGAAGUCAGCUGGACCCCAGCCCUGGAACACCCUGCUUAUGAAAGCCAUCACCAAGUCAGGCCUCCAGCACCUGGCACCCCCUCCUCCCACGUCUGGGGCCCCGUGUGGUGAAUCUGAGCGGCAGAUCCGGAGCACUGUGGACUGGAGUGAGUCAGCAGCAUAUGGGGAGCACAUCUGGUUUGAGACCAACGUGUCCGGUGACUUCUGCUAUGUCGGGGAGCAGUACUGCGUAGCCAAGAUGCUGCAGAAGUCAGUGCCCAGAAGAAAGUGUGCAGCCUGUAAAAUUGUGGUGCACACCCCAUGCAUUGAGCAGCUGGAGAAGAUCAAUUUUCGCUGUAAGCCAUCCUUCCGUGAAUCAGGCUCCAGGAAUGUUCGUGAGCCAACCUUCGUCAGACACCACUGGGUGCACAGGCGACGUCAGGACGGCAAGUGUCGGCACUGUGGAAAGGGCUUCCAGCAGAAGUUCACUUUCCACAGCAAGGAGAUCGUGGCCAUCAGUUGCUCCUGGUGCAAGCAGGCAUACCACAGCAAGGUGUCCUGCUUCAUGCUGCAGCAGAUUGAGGAACCCUGCUCCCUGGGGGUGCAUGCAGCUGUGGUCAUCCCACCCACCUGGAUCCUCCGGGCCCGGAGGCCCCAGAAUACCCUCAAGGCCAGCAAGAAGAAAAAGAGAGCGUCCUUCAAGAGGAGAUCCAGCAAGAAAGGACCUGAGGAAGGCCGAUGGAGACCCUUCAUCAUCAGGCCCACCCCAUCCCCCCUCAUGAAGCCCCUGCUGGUGUUUGUGAACCCCAAGAGUGGGGGCAACCAGGGCGCUAAGAUUAUCCAGUCUUUCCUGUGGUAUCUGAAUCCUCGACAAGUCUUUGACCUGAGCCAGGGGGGGCCCAGGGAGGCGCUGGAAAUGUACCGCAAAGUGCAUAAUUUGAGGAUUCUGGCUUGCGGGGGUGACGGCACGGUUGGCUGGAUUCUGUCCACCUUGGACCAGCUGCGCUUAAAACCACCACCCCCUGUGGCCAUCCUGCCCCUGGGUACUGGCAAUGACCUGGCCCGCACCCUCAACUGGGGUGGGGGUUACACAGAUGAGCCUGUGUCAAAGAUCCUUUCCCAUGUAGAGGAGGGGAAUGUGGUACAGCUGGACCGCUGGGACCUGCGAGCAGAGCCCAACCCUGAGGCAGGACCUGAGGAGCGAGAUGAUGGAGCCACUGACCGGCUGCCCCUGGAUGUCUUCAACAACUACUUCAGUCUGGGCUUUGAUGCCCACGUCACCUUGGAGUUUCAUGAGUCUCGAGAAGCCAACCCAGAGAAGUUCAACAGCCGCUUUCGGAAUAAGAUGUUCUAUGCUGGGACGGCCUUCUCUGACUUCCUGAUGGGCAGCUCCAAGGACUUAGCCAAGCACAUCAGAGUAGUGUGUGAUGGAAUGGACCUAACCCCCAAGAUCCAGGACCUGAAACCCCAGUGCAUCGUUUUUCUGAACAUCCCCAGGUACUGUGCAGGCACCAUGCCCUGGGGCCACCCUGGGGAGCACCAUGACUUUGAGCCCCAGCGGCAUGAUGAUGGCUACCUCGAGGUCAUCGGCUUUACCAUGACAUCCUUGGCCGCACUGCAGGUGGGUGGGCACGGCGAGCGGCUGACCCAGUGCCGAGAAGUGCUGCUCACCACGGCCAAGGCCAUCCCUGUGCAGGUGGAUGGUGAGCCCUGCAAGCUUGCAGCAUCACGUAUUCGAAUCGCCCUGCGCAACCAGGCCACCAUGGUGCAGAAGGCCAAGCGCCGGAGUGCUGCUCCACUGCACAGCGAUCAGCAGCCGGUUCCCGAGCAGCUGCGGAUCCAGGUGAGCAGGGUCAGCAUGCACGACUAUGAGGCUCUCCAUUACGACAAGGAGCAGCUCAGGGAAGCCUCUGUGCCCCUGGGCACUGUGGUGGUCCCUGGAGACAGUGACCUAGAGCUCUGCCGUGCCCACAUCGAGAGACUCCAGCAGGAGCCCGAUGGUGCUGGAGCCAAGUCCCCGAUGUGCCACCAGCUGUCCCCCAAGUGGUGUUUCUUGGAUGCCACCACUGCCAGCCGUUUCUACAGGAUUGACAGGGCCCAGGAACACCUCAACUAUGUGACAGAGAUUGCCCAGGACGAGAUUUAUAUCCUAGACCCUGAGCUGCUGGGGGCAUCAGCCCGGCCUGACCUCCCCACCCCUACCUCCCCGCUCCCUGCCUCCCCCUGUUCCCCUAUACCCCGGUCACUGCAGGGGGAUGCCGCACCACCUCAAGGUGAAGAGCUGAUUGAAGCCGCCAAGAGGAAUGACUUCUGCAAGCUCCAGGAGCUACACCGAGCAGGAGGAGACCUCAUGCACCGGGACCAACAGAGCCGCACACUCUUGCACCACGCGGUCAGCACGGGCAGUAAGGAAGUGGUCCGCUAUCUGCUGGACCAUGCGCCACCGGAGAUCCUCGAUGCGGUGGAGGAGAACGGGGAGACCUGUCUCCACCAGGCAGCCGCCCUGGGUCAGCGCACCAUCUGCCACUACAUCGUAGAAGCCGGGGCCUCCCUCAUGAAGACAGACCAGCAGGGCGACACUCCCCGGCAGCGAGCUGAGAAGGCUCAGGACACAGAGCUAGCUGCCUACCUGGAAAACAGACAGCAUUACCAGAUGAUCCAGCGUGAGGACCAGGAGACGGCUGUGUAGUUAAGGGGACCAUGGAUCAGCGAGGGACACUACCAGAGGACGGGAGCUCUCCUUGCCCACACCUCACUGCCACAUUCCUGUUGGAUGGCCAUGGGGGGACCCUGCCCCAGGGGAGGAGCCCCGUGCAACCCCCUGAGAAGCCGCUCAGAUCUAGGGCUGGACUCUGAGGAGCUGGACCCUCACCUGCCCUUGGGUCUGUGGGGAACAGGAGACGGGCUGGGCUGGCUGGGUCCCUUCAGGGCAGCCUUCCCCCGACCACGGCCGAUGGAAGGACCUGAAGGAGCUCCGCACCGACGCCAGGGAGGCCUGCUCUCAGCAGGAUGUCUGCGAGCCAACCGGUCCUUUGGGCUGUCUUCUGGGUGCCUAGCCCUUCUCCCUGACCCACCCACCCUGGGCCUCCCAGAAAUUCAAGAGCCUGCUGUAUUCACCUGCCCGCUGCCCUGCUUGGCACCUACCCUGGUGAUCCUCAUGUACCCAGUCAUUUCAUUUCGGACUGUAUGGCCUGGGGUGGGGGGUGGGGCUCCCACGGCGACUUGUUUACAGCUGGGUGUGACUCAGUAAAGUGAAUUUUUUUUCCUUU
Molecule: messenger RNA, 4378 nt
Organism: Peromyscus californicus insignis
Lineage: Eukaryota; Metazoa; Chordata; Mammalia; Rodentia; Cricetidae
Gene: Dgkz
Product: diacylglycerol kinase zeta
Exons: 31
Coding region: 439-3798 (1119 amino acids)
Biological process (GO): intracellular signal transduction; diacylglycerol metabolic process; regulation of synaptic transmission, glutamatergic
Cellular component (GO): nucleus
Molecular function (GO): ATP-dependent diacylglycerol kinase activity; protein binding
Source: RefSeq, a predicted model, not a curated record